Messenger RNA from Melanotaenia boesemani (Boeseman's rainbowfish), 1588 nucleotides. It is a transcript of the gene rad51, whose product is annotated as RAD51 recombinase. The transcript is spliced from 10 exons. Gene Ontology annotation, biological process: mitotic recombination; reciprocal meiotic recombination; DNA recombinase assembly. Gene Ontology annotation, molecular function: double-stranded DNA binding; DNA strand exchange activity; single-stranded DNA binding. The record is from RefSeq and is a predicted model, not a curated record. Lineage: Eukaryota; Metazoa; Chordata; Actinopteri; Atheriniformes; Melanotaeniidae. Bases 103 to 1113 code for a protein of 336 amino acids. Gene Ontology annotation, cellular component: condensed nuclear chromosome.
UCCGUGCGCGGGAGCUUUGGUUAGCACGCAGCUGUAUUUGAAGGAAACAAGGCGGCAGGACGCAGGUGAGACCUGCAGGUAGUUAGGCUGAAAUAUUCCGACAUGGCGAUGAGAAGUGAGGCACGAGUGGAGACGGAGGAGGAGGAGAACUACGGGCCCCAGCCUCUGUGCAGACUGGAGCAAUCUGGAAUCAGUGCCAGUGACAUCAAAAAGCUGGAGGAUUCAGGUUUCCACACCAUCGAAGCUGUGGCCUACGCACCCAAGAAAGAGCUGCUCAACAUUAAAGGCAUCAGUGAGGCUAAAGCUGACAAGAUUUUAACAGAAGCUGCCAAACUCGUUCCUAUGGGCUUUACCACAGCUACUGAAUUCCACCAGAGGAGAGCUGAGAUUAUCCAGAUCUCUACAGGCUCCAAGGAGCUGGACAAACUCCUGCAGGGUGGGAUCGAGACGGGCUCCAUAACGGAGAUGUUUGGAGAGUUUCGGACAGGGAAGACCCAGCUGUGCCACACUCUUGCUGUAACCUGUCAGCUACCAAUUGAUCAGGGAGGAGGAGAAGGUAAAGCCAUGUACAUCGACACAGAGGGAACAUUCAGACCAGAGAGGCUCCUCGCUGUAGCUGAGAGGUACGGCCUGGUGGGCAGUGAUGUUCUCGACAACGUGGCGUACGCCCGAGCCUUCAAUACAGACCAUCAGACUCAGCUGUUGUAUCAAGCGUCCGCCAUGAUGGCCGAAUCCAGGUACGCUCUCCUGAUUGUGGACAGUGCUACAGCUCUGUACAGAACGGAUUACUCGGGCCGAGGAGAGCUGUCGGCCCGGCAGGGACACCUGGGCCGGUUCCUCCGGAUGCUGCUACGACUGGCGGACGAGUUUGGUGUUGCCGUGGUGAUAACCAACCAGGUGGUGGCUCAGGUGGAUGGGGCGGCCAUGUUUUCAGCAGAUCCCAAGAAACCAAUCGGUGGCAACAUUCUGGCUCACGCCUCCACCACACGGCUGUACUUGAGGAAGGGCAGAGGGGAGACCAGGAUCUGUAAAAUCUACGACUCGCCAUGCCUGCCGGAGGCUGAGGCCAUGUUUGCUAUUAACGCUGAUGGUGUGGGCGAUGCCAAGGACUGAGCAGGAGCCGGAGGUCCUGCUGCCGCUGAUGCCUGCCGACCUGGACUGAACCAUCUGAUGCAGGUUAACACCUCAAGACUAUCCAGAUCUGUCCCUUGGGAUCUUGGUGGAUCAGAUAAGAGUUGAACUAAACAAUUAAAACUACUAGCCAGACUAAAGCUGGUCAUUUAUCAGAGGAUCACACGAUGGAAAUGUUUCGUGUAGUUGAAAUCUUUAUCACAAAAAACAUCACAAGUGUUUAUUUGGUUCAACGUGCGGUUUCCUCCAUGAAGUGGAGAAUAAUAAUCUUGUAAAUAGACUUGACUUCGGUUUUUUGUGUUUUUCUAGUCUCUUUGUGUCUGACAGAUUUGUUUCAGAGAAAGCCUUUUUUUUUAUUUUAAGUAAAACUUUCCUCUAGAACUGCUGUCAGUUUUUCUGUUUCACUGGGAACUUCUGUACAUUUGCUUCAUGACGAUUAAACCUGUUUUACUGGAAA